This is a messenger RNA of Geodia barretti, 1136 nucleotides long. The record is from the annotation of a GenBank genome assembly. Lineage: Eukaryota; Metazoa; Porifera; Demospongiae; Tetractinellida; Geodiidae.
CCUCUGCUCUCUAACAGCUGCAACACACGCUCUUCGUCCAUAGGCCUGUGGGAGAGAGAGGGAGAACACUUAGAUAGGUAAUAGUUCGGAUGUGCACGGUUCUGACCGGUCUCUGGAGUCGGCGAGGCAUCGCUGGAUCUGCCCCUUUAUCCCCAUCUUGGUCACCUGGCAGUGGAUGGCCUGCCGCAGCUCUGCCACCCUCUCUGCUGGGAGUGCCGUCGCGGACGACGACAUUGCUACUUGCCGCCUGUUUUUCGAACUCGAUGGAGUCACGCCCACUUCUUACUCGCGUGGUCGGCGCGCGUUCUCCAGCUAGAUAGCUCGUAGUCUGGAAGCUCCUUGGUUGGCUUGUUGCCGAGGCUGCCGAGGAGAUGGGAAAGCACAAGAAACACCACAAGAAGCGCUCGUCGCACGGCCACUCGGCUCCAGGGAGGAAGGAGCGAGAGAGGCACCACAAGAAACACAAGAAACACAAGGAGAGGAAGAGGCACGAUCAGGAUACGUUCGGAGGACUGAAGACAACGUCACGUGUGGAGUUUGGAGCAAAGCUCUGCCCAACUGGAGGAGGGGAGGGGGCCAGCCACGGGGAGAGAGGAGAGGAAGAAAGGAAGAGUUACGGUGGAAAAGGUCUUGGAAAGAGAGCUACACUGGAGCUGGGUGGCAGGGGGUCUCAGCGAGGCGACCGACCACAGCUGGGACAAAAGGAGCACCCCCUGUCUCUCUCCUACACUUCUCACCACCCUCCCCCUUCACACCCUCCCUCCUCACACACCUCCAAUUCUCACCACCCUCCCCCUUCACACCCUCCCUCCUCACACACCUCCACUUCUCACCAUGUUCCUUCCUCACACACUGCCUCGUCCUCUUUACCGCUAGGCCCCAAGCUCAGUGAUAAGUACCACCAGCACAAGAAGAGAAUGGUUGAGGAUAAGGAACCGGAUUCCCGUCCUACUCCCUCACUCCCACACUCCUUGCAAUCUUCUUCCUCAGUUGAAGCCACACCCUCACUCCCCCACCCCCUCCCCACCUCACACACGGCACCCUCCGAGCCACACAAACAUCACAAGAAGAAGAAGAAAAAAGAAGCAUUCGAAAUCGCACUCGGCAGAUGCAACCUCAGCAGAUCUUGGGCGUAG